AUGCAUAUAAAGUCCAUAACCCUUCAGGGUUUUAAAACAUAUAACGAGGCCACCACCAUCACCUUCUCGGAGGGGUGUACCUGCAUAAUUGGCCACAAUGGCAGCGGCAAGUCAAACAUCCUUCUCGCCUUUUCCUUCGUCUUGGGAGAAAUUGGAAACUCAGCUGCAGAGCGCCGCCUGUUGCUUCAUGAGGGGGUCCACGGCCGGGUGGCGAGCGGCUUUGUGGAGCUCAUCUUAGAUAACGCCAGCAGACGGCUUUGUAUGUAUGACGCGGACUCGGUGGUUAUUCGGCGCUCCUUUUCAGCAGAAGUCGAUGAAAUAACGCUGCAGGGAACAGCCGUCACGUAA
This is a messenger RNA of Eimeria mitis, 348 nucleotides long. RefSeq lists its product as uncharacterized. Gene Ontology annotation, biological process: mitotic sister chromatid cohesion. Lineage: Eukaryota; Apicomplexa; Conoidasida; Eucoccidiorida; Eimeriidae. Gene Ontology annotation, molecular function: double-stranded DNA binding; cohesin loader activity. The record is from RefSeq and is a predicted model, not a curated record. The transcript has 4 exons. Bases 1 to 348 code for a protein of 115 amino acids.